AUGAACCCCAUCAUUACCGCAAAUGCUGAAUUCUGCCUUGAUGUGUUCAAAGAGCUGAACAGUAACAAUGUGGGUGAAAACAUCUUCUUUUCCUCACUCACUGUGUAUUAUGCUCUAAGCAUGAUCCUUCUGGGAGCCAGAGGAAAGAGUGCUGAGCAAAUGGAAAAGGUGCUCCACUAUGACAACUUUUCAAAAUUCUUAAAGCCAAUGAUGAAAAAUUCUUCUGAGUGCAGCCAAGGUGCAAGGAUGCAUCGUGAGUUCCGAACCCUGCUGUCUCAGAUCAACCAACACAACUCCCUCAGCAUGGCUAACCGGAUCUAUGGGUCGAAGGCGAUAACAUUCCACAAGCAAUAUUUAAGGUGUUCUGAGAAACUGUACCAAGCCAAACUGCAAAGUGUUGAUUUUGAACUAUCUACAGAAGAAACAAGGAAAACUAUUAAUGCUUGGGUUGAAAAUAAAACUAAUGGAAAAGUCAGAAACUUAUUUGGAAAGGGUACAAUUGAUCCAUCCUCUGUCCUGGUCCUGGUGAGUGCCAUAUAUUUCAAGGGACAAUGGCAAAAUAAGUUCCAGAAAAGAGAGACAGUGAAAGCUCCAUUUCACAUAAGUGGGGGUGAAAGCACAGUGGUGGACAUGAUGCAUCAGACUGGAACAUUUAAGAUGGCCUCCAUAAAGGAGCCGCAGAUGCAAGUUCUUGAGCUCCCCUACGCCAACAGCAAACUAAGAAUGGUCAUCCUGCUUCCAGGGGGUGCUGCUGGUGUACAGCAGAUAGAAAAACAGCUGAAUGUGAAGAUGCUUAAAGAGUGGACCAGCCCUCCUAACAUGGUGGAAAGAGAAGUGGAAGUUCACAUCCCCAAAUUCAAUCUUUCAGUAAAAUACGACCUAAAUGCCCUAUUGAAAUCCCUAGGCGUGAGGGACAUCUUCAACGUGGCCAGAGCGGAUCUUUCUGGAAUGUCACCAGACAAGGGCCUCUACUUAUCUAAGGUUGUUCACAAGUCAUGCGUGGAUGUCAACGAAGAGGGCACAGAGGCGGCGGCAGCCACUGGGGAGAGUAUUGCUGUGAAACGGCUCCCUGUUGCAGUUCAGUUCACAGCCAAUCGUCCUUUCCUGUUCUUUAUCUGGGAUGAGCUUGCCAACAUUUUAUUUGCUGGCAAGUUUGCUUCUCCAUAG
Messenger RNA from Psammomys obesus (fat sand rat), 1167 nucleotides. It is a transcript of the gene Serpinb11, whose product is annotated as serpin family B member 11. The coding region runs from base 1 to 1167 and encodes 388 amino acids. The transcript is spliced from 7 exons. Lineage: Eukaryota; Metazoa; Chordata; Mammalia; Rodentia; Muridae. Gene Ontology annotation, biological process: negative regulation of endopeptidase activity. Gene Ontology annotation, molecular function: serine-type endopeptidase inhibitor activity. The record is from RefSeq and is a predicted model, not a curated record.